Styela clava is the source of this 1159-nucleotide messenger RNA. The record is from RefSeq and is a predicted model, not a curated record. NCBI's taxonomy places the organism in Eukaryota, Metazoa, Chordata, Ascidiacea, Stolidobranchia, Styelidae.
UGUACCAAAUCUGUUGUAUUAAAAUGGAGGAGGAAUUUCAGAAAUAUGAAGCAGAAAUUAACAGUGGGAGUGAGGGCGUGGAUGAUUCUUCAAGUGAAGACGAGGAAUCUCAUUAUAUUUAUGAUGACCUUCUGGGGCCAAGAGGUUCACCUUCAGUUCAGCCGUCUUUUUCAUCUGUAUACACCACCCCAAUCUCGAUGGGACCAGCAACAAAUUUGGGAUUGGAUUUAUUUGCUCAGCCAUUUUCAUCGGACUCAGAUGAAGAGUGGAGUCAGUUUACAACACUCCAACCCAUUCGGCCCGCAUCCUAUGCAUAUGUGGAACAGCAACAGAGCCCACAGCUGCAAUUCAAUUAUCCCACAAUCCAGACUUCUUCAGACAUUCCUUCAACAUCCACGACUACACCACGUGUAGGAAGGCCCCGUGGUCGUCCUAGGAUGUCUAGAAGUCCUCAAUAUCAACAAACCUCACCGAUCCAAAUAUAAACCAGCCACAACGCAAACCCAUCCAGUUUCAAGUCCAUUGCCAUCUACCCCAAGAUCUUCAGUUUGGGAUGAAAAUGAAUCCGAACAUCCUCCACAACCUAUUCCAUUCACAGGUCAGUCUCGGCAUCACCUGGAAGGACCAAUCUCUCCAUUAUCGGUUCUAUUUCAAUUUUUGGAUAGUGAUUUUUGGGAUAACAUCACAUCCCAAACCAACUUGUAUGCGGAACAAGAGAAGCAAAGAAUUGGAGAUAGUGCGACCCCACGAAGUUAUGUCAGUGAAUGGAAACCAGUAACAGUGGCUGAAAUAAAAGUCUUCCUUGGCAUCAUAUUGAUCAUGGGACUUGUGAAAAAACCACUGCUGAAGACCUACUGGUCAAAAAAGCCAAUGUAUGCCUCCAGUUUUUGUUCAAGUCUGAUGCCAAGAGAUAGAUUUCUGUCCAUAUUGACAUUUCUCCACCUCAAUGACAACACACAAUGGGUGAAAUACAACCAAAAUGGUUAUAAUCCACUUCAUAAAAUUCUUCCGUUUCUAAUCCUUUUAGAAGAAAAAUUUAAAAGUUUAUACAGUCCUGGAAAAGCCCUAAGUUUGGACGAAGGAACAUGUCCUUUCAAAGGAAGAGUAAGAUUCCGAUCUUACAUGCAGAAGAAGCCAAAAAAAUGGGGAAUAAAAAUUU